Electrophorus electricus (electric eel) is the source of this 2297-nucleotide messenger RNA. It is a transcript of the gene rab39ba, whose product is annotated as RAB39B, member RAS oncogene family a. The record is from RefSeq and is a predicted model, not a curated record. NCBI's taxonomy places the organism in Eukaryota, Metazoa, Chordata, Actinopteri, Gymnotiformes, Gymnotidae. Gene Ontology annotation, molecular function: GTPase activity; GTP binding. Gene Ontology annotation, biological process: Rab protein signal transduction.
GUCAGGCUAUAUGAUGCUGAUCAUACUGCCAUUUCAUCAGCAGAUUUUACAAACAUCUUUUCAUCCUUUAUCAUGAGACUGGACAUACGAUUCUACAAACAACUUUGGUGAUUUGUAAAGAAAACGUUACUAACAAACACCUCUUAAACGAUUGUAGCGCUUAGUUGUUCUUUGCACCCGGAAACUAGUUGCAUAUUAUUCCUAACAAACCUGUUCGGGUGCGCUUGGAUGCUUCGCUUGAGAACGUCACUGCACUGCUUAUUUUCCUGACUGAAAGACAAUGACGACCAUGGGGUUUGCUACUGCAACACACUGAGAAGCUUACCUGAGAUUUCAUGAGAUAUGGAAGCUAUAUGGCUGUACCAGUUCCGACUGAUUGUCAUUGGUGACUCAACAGUUGGGAAGUCUUGUCUUAUCAGACGUUUCACAGAGGGUCGUUUUGCCCAAGUGUCUGAUCCCACAGUUGGAGUAGACUUCUUUUCCCGUCUGGUGGAGAUAGAGCCAGGUAAACGCAUCAAACUUCAGAUCUGGGACACAGCGGGACAAGAGAGAUUCAGGUCUAUUACCAGGGCCUACUACCGCAAUUCAGUGGGCGGCCUACUGCUCUUUGACAUCACGAAUCGUCGUUCAUUCCAGAAUGUUCAUGAGUGGUUGGAUGAGGCACGCAGCCAUGUGCAACCCCACAGUAUUGUUUUUCUGCUGGUGGGCCACAAGUGCGACCUGGAGCCGCAGCGGCAGGUGAGCCAGCAGGAGGCCGAGAAGCUGGCGGCCGCCUACGGCAUGCGCUAUGUGGAGACGUCGGCACGUGAUGCCAUCAACGUGGAGAGGGCCUUCACUGAGUUGACGCGUGACAUCUUUGAGCUCGUUAAACGGGGUGACAUUACCAUCCAGGAAGGCUGGGAGGGUGUGAAGAGUGGCUUCGUGCCCAAUGUUGUGCACUCAUCUGAAGAAGUGACCAAGAGUGACCGCCGCUGCUUUUGUUGAUUGACUGAAGUGCUACAGGUGUGUUACAUACCUCCUCUGCAAACCCAGUCAUAUUGUGCUCCCUUAGCUUGGCAUCUCGCACUGCUCUUUCUCCAUCAGUGACCUCCUGACCACAGUAGUACGUAACAGUUCAAUUUGUUAAUCACAAGGAUCUGUUUUAAAACACUUCUUCUAGGUUUCUUUUUAUGCUUACUUUAGGGAGACCCAUCUCCCAUUUCCAAGACAAAUGCAGUGCUUGACUAUGUGCAAAAGUCAUCUUAAACCGAAUAAGAGCCCCACUUUGCAAAGCAAUGAACUUUGGAACAUUAAAACAUGGGCUUUUUUGGCCCCUGCAUGGAAUAAAGCAGCCUGGAAGCGUGGAAGGGUUAAGACUGCUACAAUAUGUGAACGCAUUGCCUCCUUGACUCCUUGACCCAGUUUUUUCUGCUUGAAUAUGUGAACGCAUUGCCUCCUUGACCCUGUUUUUUUUUUUUUUUUUUUUUUUUUUAAAUAAGACAGAAGCAAAAUUCACAAAUCAAAUUCAAUUAUAUAUACUGCCCCCUCUAAUAAAAAUGACUGUGGGAUAUAGAAAGGGAGAACCAUGCAAAUGAAAACAUUGGUGUAACUGGUUUAAUUUUCUUCAACAAAUGCAUUGUGUCCUACAUGAUUAGCAUCUUCUUCUUCACACAUUUUAUUUAAUAAUUUUAUGGGAAUGUGAACUGACUAACAGUUAAAGAGCCUUGUCUUUUUUUACAUAAGCCAUAUCCUUGGUCACCACUCCUAAAAAUAUCCAGUAAGCUUUACACAUUAAUGUUCUUAUACCCAUAUAUAGCACCAAUUUGAAGUUAUGACCACAUGCUUUUCUCCUAUAUGAAAGUUUUCUCACUUGGAAAUUCUUACUUUCCCCUAUAUGGAAGCUCUCUCACUCAUUGGGUUAAAUUAAUUUAGCAAAUAAUUUUGUUCAUAGAAGUUAUUCUUGAAGGCCUCAAAUACUCAUAUUCUGUUAAUUUACCACUCCUUGACUAUUAAUUAAUGCAGUAGUCAUUUUGAAGUUUUAGUUUUGAGAUGUAAAAAAGCGUAAAAAGGUGUUAAUAAACUACACUUGAGCAUAUGACAGUUUGAUGUAUUCUUUUAAAAAAUAAGUACAUAAGUAACAUUUAUUUUAGGAUCAUGUCCCUUAGUACAUUUUUCAUUUUGAAUCAAGUCUUUGAAUGCUCAGAAUGAAACUCUUUCCUAUAUACCACGUCACUUGAGGCGUAGCUGCUGAAAUAUCUUUUGACUAAUACAUUGUCAUUUAACAAGCUGAAAUGACUUAACUAUGUAUUUAUUGAUCU